CCGGUGUUUUUGGUCAAAUAUUAGCUGGUUACAAAACCUACAUGUGGAAAGAGAAGAGAUAUCUUAUAAAACACUUAACAGAUGAGUUUGUUGUAUAGAAACUGUAAGAAGACAACAUCAUGGACAGGACGGUCAGCCUCCCCAACCAGCCCAACAAAACCAUCACAGUGACUCUGGUGGAGAGCAGCAGCGCCCCCUGUGGGCUGGAGCUGGUCAGUUCCUAUCAGACUCACCGGGUGGGAGACCCCAUGGACCUGGUGGCUCUCGCAACAACAGUACAGAGGGGCGAUGAUUUCAUCAAAGCCAACGCCUGCAACAAACUGACAGUCAUUGCCGACCAGAUCAGAUAUUUACAGGAACAGGCGAGGAAGGUUUUAGAAGACGCUAAAAGAGAUGCAGACCUCCACCAUGCUGCCUGUAACAUCGUGAAGAAGCCCGGCAACAUGUAUUACCUCUACGAGAGAAGCUCCGGACAGAAUUACUUCUCCAUCAUCUCUCCUAAGGAAUGGGGUCCGACUUGCCCUCACCAAUUUGUCGGAGCGUUCAAGCUGCAGCACGACAUGUCCUGGACGCCGGUGGACCAGGUGGAGAAGAGGGACGCAGAGUUCGCCAUCAUGGACAAACUCCUGAGCCAGCAGACAUCCCUACCGCCUCAGACAGAGCCCAACUUCAAGGGCCUCUGUGAAUAAAGGACUGGACCUUUUAAAGGACACACGGACCAUGCUAACUAUAGUCUUAAUGGAAAUACCUGUGAACAGGCUUGGAUUGAACUCCCUUAUACCAGUCUUUCUGUUACCUUCACACACUGACUUAAGUCCCGAUGCAUUACUACAACUUGUUUGACCUGCAUUAAUCGCUGAACCAGUUGCGACGUCAGGGAAGUAUCUUUUCCGAAAUAUGAAAUCGGGCUACACUGACAGGCCUGUGCAUGAACUCUGUUAUCAAAUAAAGUUUUAAAGAGGA
Gymnodraco acuticeps is the source of this 963-nucleotide messenger RNA. RefSeq names its product chromosome unknown C1orf50 homolog (gene cunh1orf50). Lineage: Eukaryota; Metazoa; Chordata; Actinopteri; Perciformes; Bathydraconidae. The transcript has 5 exons. The record is from RefSeq and is a predicted model, not a curated record. Bases 120 to 689 code for a protein of 189 amino acids.